UAAAAACGCUUAUGUGUUGUCGACUCUCUCUCUUCUCUGUCUUAAAAUUUUCAGAGAGAGAGAUCGUCUUUGGUUGCAGUCCGGAGCCUUCUCCAAUUAUCAGAUCCCGUUCAGCGGGCUUUUCUUCCAGCGUACACCGUUUCUUUUGCGGUGUUUGGUUGGCUUUUGUCCGAUAUCGUUUUGGCUUUCAUAGCUACGAUGAUCGGCUUUGCCGUCGGCGUUUCUUGCCGCUUUGCUCUCGGCUGUUCAUGGCCGAAGUGGGUUUUAGUUUAACAGUCCGGUUUUCUGGCUUUAAUCACGGGCUUUCAUUGGCCGUGUUUUUCAACUUCUGUUUUAAUUUUAUGGUUUUUGUUCAAUAAAUUCCUUAGAUAUGGGUUGGAAUUGAUGUUUUAAGUGAUCGUUUGCUUAAAAUUAUUGGUCUCUGCCUCUGUCUUUGUGAUCUGGUUUGCAGGAAAAAUUUGCAAAGAUAUCAUCUCUGAUUGAAGAAAAAAAAGAAUCCUCCGAUGCUUAUUACGAUUUCCUUUUAGCUGUUCAUCUAUAAUGGAGUUUCGAUUAAUAGAUCUGGUGAAUACCAAUGGAAUCAACGUUCAAUUUUUGGCAAUGAUUUCUCACCGGAAUCGAUUCUCAACGGCGAAAGCUGAUGUCGGUUUUCUUUCGAUGACUCAUCCGGCGCGUUUGUGGUUUCAUCCACUUGAUAACACGUGGCUAGGAUAGAAUCCAAUGUCAAAAUAUCUUCUGUUUAGAUGUUAUCAAGUUUUAUUGGGCUUCAACUUUAUCUGUAAAACCAAUGGGGCUUUUGUUAUAGCCCAUGUAAUAUUGCCUUGUAUAAUAAAAUUACAUUUGGGAAAAAAAGAAACAACUAGAGAGAAUUGCACACUGAAGAAGCUCAUUUGGCGCCAAACGGAGCUCAGAUUCCGAAGAAGCUCAAGGUCCAGAUCGGAGAUUAUCAGGACAAUUCUCAUGGCGGCUCAAAAUUUUCACUGUGUUCGGUUUAACCCCUCUGAUGAAGAGAUUUUCCAAACCUUUUUAAUCCCCAAGUUGGCUCUUCCUGAAGAUGCUCCGUUGCCCAAUUCGUUGAUUGAGCCCUUCGACUUCUAUCACUUUGAUCCUAUCACAGCUGAAAAACCAGGGAGCGAAUUCUUUCCUGAGGGAAAUUUUUGGUAUUUUGUGACAAGGACCAGACUCAAUGCACGUUCAGUGAGGCCCAACAGAAGCAUUCGAACUAAUCCCUUCCUUGGAAAGUGGAGGAAGUAUGGUGUUACUGAGAAGAUCACUCAAGGAGAGGUGUUCCUUGGUAAAAAACACACAUAUGAUUAUCUCAACCAACAAAAUUUGAAGACAGGAUGGAGAAUGAGCGAGUAUGAAAGGCCAGGGAAUGCAUUUCAACAGCUAGUGGUGGUGCAUCUGUUUUACAAAACCACUUUGGACCAGACUCUUCUUGAUGAUCAGCAACAUGUGCAACAGGGGAAUGAGGUUCAUGCUCAUGGAAACGUGGUGGGAAUUGAUGAUGUUGUUGAUGAUGUUGUUGAUGAUGUUGUUGAUCAGGAUCAGAUUCAUGGAGAGCAAAUUGUCAAUAACCAGCAACAGGAGAAUGAGGUUCAUGCUCAUGGAAACGUGGUGGGAGUUGAUCAUGUUGUUGAUCAGGAUCAGAUUCAUGGAGACGUUGUGGAGCAAAUUGUCAAUAACCAGCAAGAGGAGAAUGAGGUUCAUGCUCAUGGAAACGUGGUGGGAGUUGAUCAUGUUGUUGAUCAGGAUCAGAUUCAUGGAGAGCAAAUUGUCAAUAACCAGCAACAGGGGAAUGAGGUUCAUGCUCAUGGAAACGUGGUGGGAAUUGAUGAUCUUAUUGAUCAGGAGGUGGAGCACCAUCAGAUUCAUGGAGAGCAAAUUGUCAAUAACCAGAAUCAGGCUCAUGGAAUCGUGGAUGACUGGUAUUACAUUUUCGGCAAUCUUGGGGAUAUUUGAACCAAGUUGAGUUUUUAAAGUGUUUUGAACUUGAAGACUUUUAGCUACUAUUGCUUGGAUUUAGUUUGUAUUUCAGACUAGUCUCGUCCUAUCUUUAGUAUAUUGGCUCUGUUUUCUUGUUGGUGUUAACCCAUUUCAAUUUUAGAUGCUCUCACUACACAAAAAUAUAUUUCAAAAACUCUUUUGUUAUUUGUAAAACUUUUCAGAACAGCCAAAUGUUAUCAUCUAACAACCGGUCAUAUUUCUUUA
Arabidopsis lyrata subsp. lyrata is the source of this 2211-nucleotide messenger RNA. RefSeq lists its product as uncharacterized. NCBI's taxonomy places the organism in Eukaryota, Viridiplantae, Streptophyta, Magnoliopsida, Brassicales, Brassicaceae. The coding region runs from base 721 to 1962 and encodes 413 amino acids. Gene Ontology annotation, biological process: regulation of DNA-templated transcription. The record is from RefSeq and is a predicted model, not a curated record. Gene Ontology annotation, molecular function: DNA binding. The transcript has 8 exons.